UAAUAAUCAACAUGUCGAAGAGAGAAAACAAGGUCAACUACUUCAAGAAAUUGAACAACUACUUGGAUACCUACAAGUCCAUCUUCAUUGUCAAUGUUGACAAUGUCAGUUCCAACCAAAUGCAUCAAAUCCGUUUCAACCUCCGUGGUGAAGCUGUUGUUCUUAUGGGUAAGAACACCAUGGUCCGUUGUGUCCUCAAGUCCUUGAUUGGUGAGCGUCCCGAACUCGAGAAGCUCCUCAACCAUGUCCGUGGUAACAUUGGUUUCGUUUUCACCAACGCUGACCUUAAGGAAGUUCGUGAGAAGAUUGUCUCCAACCGUGUUGCUGCUCCUGCUCGUGCUGGUGCCGUUGCUCCUUGUGAUGUCAUUGUUCCCGGUGGUAACACUGGUAUGGAACCCGGAAAGACCUCUUUCUUCCAAGCUCUUGGUAUCCCAACCAAGAUUGCUCGUGGUACCAUUGAAAUUGUCUCUGAUGUCAACCUUGUCCAAACCGGUACCAAGGUCGGUACUUCCGAAGCUGUUCUUUUGAACAUGUUGGGUAUUUCUCCCUUCACCUACGGUAUGGCUGUCGUCCAAGUUUACGAUGCUGGAUCCGUCUUCACUGCCGAUGUCUUGGAUGUUGAGGAGUCUCAAUUGGUUGCCAACCUCUUGGCUGCCAUCCGUGAUGUUGCCGCUGUCUCUCUUGCUGUCGGUUACCCCACUGUUGCUUCCGUUCCCCAUUCCAUCAUCAACGGUUACAAGAACUUGUUGGCUGUCUCUGUUGCUUCCGAUUAUACCUUCCCUGGAUCUGAGCAAAUCAAGGAGUUCAUUGCCAACCCUGAAGCUUUCGCUGUUGCCGCUCCCGUUGCUGCUGAAUCCUCCAACGAUGCCCCUGCCGCCUCUGCUGCUGCUGAGGAGUCUGAGGAAGAGGAUGAUGAUAUGGGUUUCGGUCUCUUCGAUUAAAUUCCAU
This is a messenger RNA of Mucor mucedo, 948 nucleotides long. RefSeq names its product ribosomal protein L10-domain-containing protein. Gene Ontology annotation, molecular function: large ribosomal subunit rRNA binding; structural constituent of ribosome. NCBI's taxonomy places the organism in Eukaryota, Fungi, Mucoromycota, Mucoromycetes, Mucorales, Mucoraceae. Bases 12 to 941 code for a protein of 309 amino acids. Gene Ontology annotation, biological process: cytoplasmic translation; ribosome biogenesis; ribosomal large subunit assembly. Gene Ontology annotation, cellular component: cytosolic large ribosomal subunit. The transcript has a single exon. The record is from RefSeq and is a predicted model, not a curated record.